AUGACCGAACACGAACCUCUCCGUACAACCCUCGCGUACACGAAGAGUCGGAAAACCACCAAAAGAACGACGUUUCAAGAUGAAUUGGAGGCAGCUGUGUCUGCCAGGGCAAGAAGAUUUACAUCGACCGAUGGAUUUAACUACUCUGAUGACUUUGAUGAUGAUGACGACGACGAUGACGAUGAUGAAGAUGACAUAUUUAAAGAGCUCCUCAAUACAAGAAAAAAGAAAAUGGAAUCGUUUAAAUCGGGAAAGAUGAAAUCCAAAAUCAACGACUUCCUGCUGUCUGAUGAUGAAGACAAUGGAAAUGUCAGACCAAAGAGAGUGUCGUUUCUGAAAACCAGACAGAGGAGCUCACCUGAGGCAGGUGAGCCGGUGGACUCGGGGAAAAGCGGACAAGCCGACAGUCAGGAGUCCUUCUCCUCAGACCCGCCCAGGACCGCCCACCAAAGCUCAGGAGACUCUCCAACCUCAGAGAAGGGCCGACAGGAUUCGCUCAACCAAUCAGAAUCUGUCCCUUCCAGGACAAGCCAAUCAGAAUCUGCGUUUCCCAGGACAAGGUCAUCUGAACCUUCUUUGCCCCUGAGCUCUCAGAACAGUCAGUGGGAUUCGUCUUUGCCCCUCCCAUCAGAGGGCAGUCGGCAGGGGAGUCCACAAGGCGAGCGCUGGCCCACUCCCUCGGGAGAAGGGUCGAGUGAUGUUUGGGGGGAGAGAACAGAUAUCGAUGGAGUAAGAGCGCUCCCCAUCCCUCAGCCCAGGGAGAGAAGCAUAAGGCCAAGAUCCCCAACAGCCGGUGUCACUGAAGAGCAGCCUCCGCGACCCAAACCUCGGCAGAGAGCCACGGGCGUGGUCGUCCAGCCUGAAGAAGAAGGUCAGGCAGAGAGCGCCCCCAGCAGGGCAGCCACCUCCUCUGUGUCUCUGGGCUUGUCCUUCUCCGAUAAAACCACGUCACCGUCCACCACCUCGUCUGGGAAGAGAGAGCUGUGCAGCGGCGAUAGCUUUCAGGCUACUGAGGAAGAUGAUGCUUUGACAGCAAAGCACUCUUCAUCCUUAGAGAAAACACCAGAGUCUCCCAGGAGGUCCACAGACAGCACCGAGAGCCAAGCAGGUUUGACUGUGUCUGAGGAGAAAGUCUCGCCGGCGUCUGAGAGACCCUGUGUGGCAUCUGAGGACCAACCAGACCAGUCUGGGAGCAGGCAAAGUCAUACCACAGAGAAAUCUACCGACAACAGGCCUUCCAGUUCCCAUUCAUCCACCUCCAGGAAGUCCAGGAGUGUGUGUUCAUACACAGCUGAGUCCAGAUACCUGGGCUCCCUGAAGCUUCUGGACCAGAAGGCAUCUUUACGGGAGGCUGAGCCCGAAGCCGCUGAUUCUGUCCGUGUGGCCGUGUACCAGGAGUGGCUGAAGAAGAAAGAGGAGAAACGACAAGCAGCACUGGAAGCGAAAAAAGAGGAGAAACUGAAGCAGAAGAGAAAGAAGGAGGAGGAGCUGGCUAAGAAAGCCAGUGCCGCGGCCUCUUACGAAGCCUGGAGAGCACAGAAAGGAGAAGCGAUCAGACUCAAGGUCAGACAAGGGCAAGAAAACCUGAGAAAGAAACAAAAGGAAAUGGAUGAAAAGGAAGAGAGAAAAGAAACAGCGAAAACUGUUUUUGAGAAAUGGAGGCAGGAUCACAAUGCCCUCCUUAAAGAGAAGAGAAGGAGAGAAAAGCAGACGGAGGGCAGACUGAAAGAAAAGACAGAGCAGGAGAAGGAGGAGAGAAGGAGAGACUGCUCCUCCGCUUUCUCUAAAUGGAGUGAGGACAAAAAGGAGACCUUGGUGGAGAGAAGGAAGAGCGAACAGUUAAAAGAGAAGGUGAAAAGAGUUGAAGAGAAAUCGGAGAAAGAGGAGAGAGAGAGAUUAUCUCUGGAGAUGUAUGCAAAGUGGCUGAAAAGAAAGGAAUACCAGGAGAACAGAGAGAGGAAAGAGAAACAGAUACGAGCCAUCCUGCAGGACGAACCCCCCCCACCCUGGAGCCCCCCCAGCAAGACCGUGCCCUUUGGUAAAUGA
This is a messenger RNA of Chanos chanos (milkfish), 2046 nucleotides long. RefSeq names its product microtubule-associated protein 9 (gene map9). Gene Ontology annotation, molecular function: microtubule binding. The transcript has 13 exons. NCBI's taxonomy places the organism in Eukaryota, Metazoa, Chordata, Actinopteri, Gonorynchiformes, Chanidae. The coding region runs from base 1 to 2046 and encodes 681 amino acids. Gene Ontology annotation, cellular component: astral microtubule. The record is from RefSeq and is a predicted model, not a curated record. Gene Ontology annotation, biological process: regulation of mitotic cytokinesis; mitotic cytokinesis; mitotic spindle assembly.